AUGACGCGUUACACAUACUUUGUGGCGUUCUCAUCGCCGCCGUCGCGCGGGUUCAUGCCCCUCCGUCGCCCACGUGACCCGUCGCCGUCGCACACUUCCCCCCACCGCCAUAGCGCACUCCCCUCCCGACGCCUUCGCGCACUCCCCUCCCGACGCCUUCGCGCACACCCCUCAAAAGACGCCUUCGCGCACACCCCUCAAAGGAGGACAACCGGAAGCGCGUGCUACAGCUGCUGCUGUGCUCGUGCUACAGGUGUUUCCCACACUGUCCUCGGCUUUGCGUUCACCGGGGAGCUGCUUGGGGCGCUGUGGCCGGAUGGCGGCAGGCAGAGUCGCGCAACAGAGGCCUACGUGGUGCUGCAGGGAUCCCUUCCCCCUGUCCACCCAACCCCACUUCCACCCUCCAUCACUCCCUCCCUUCCUGCAUUCCCCCCUUCCGCCCUCCCUCACAUCCUUCAUCACUCCCUCCCUUCUUGCUUCCGCCCGCCCGCGCUCACUCUCUUCCCAUUGCCCGCCCUCCUUCCCUCCCGUCAACCACGCUACGUCCCCUUCGUCGCUGAUGUGCACUCCCCUUGA
Molecule: messenger RNA, 576 nt
Organism: Closterium sp. Naga37s-1
Lineage: Eukaryota; Viridiplantae; Streptophyta; Zygnematophyceae; Desmidiales; Closteriaceae
Source: the annotation of a GenBank genome assembly